Neohortaea acidophila is the source of this 1220-nucleotide messenger RNA. Its product is annotated as glutathione S-transferase GstA. The record is from RefSeq and is a predicted model, not a curated record. The transcript is spliced from 5 exons. Lineage: Eukaryota; Fungi; Ascomycota; Dothideomycetes; Mycosphaerellales; Teratosphaeriaceae. Bases 86 to 859 code for a protein of 257 amino acids.
GGUCAAAACUCCAAGACUUCACUUCCACCCUGUACCCUACCCACCACAACAACUUGCUUCAUUCGAAUCAUCAAAACCAGACAACAUGAGUUCAGAAACCAGUCUCGAUCUAUACUCGGACGGCACGCCCAAUGGCCACAAAAUCAGCGUCACCCUCGAAGAACUCGGCGUCAAAUAUACCGCGCACCACAUCGACAUUUCCAAAAACACGCAAAAGGAAGACUGGUUCCUCAAGAUCAACCCGAAUGGCCGUAUUCCCGCCAUCGUAGACAAGACCGGAGGCAAGUCGAAGAGAAUUUUCGAGGGUGCGGCGAUCCAGCUCUAUCUCUGUGAAAAAUUCGACAAAGACCACAAGAUUAGCUUCCCAUAUGAUAGCGAUGAGUACUGGGAGUCGGUAGAGUGGAUGGUGUGGAUGCAAUCGGGGCUUGGACCCAUGCAAGGACAAGCCAAUCAUUUCUACCGCUACGCCCCGGAGAAAAUCGAAUACGGCAUCAAGCGUUACCAGACCGAGACCAAACGGCUCUAUCAAGUCCUCGAGGACCGAUUGAAGACACAGCAAUCUUCGGGCGACCAGCCCGCGUGGAUCGUCGGUGGCAAAUUCAGCAUAGCCGACAUCAGUUGCUUCUCGUGGGUCAAUUGGGCCGAGUGGGCAGGUAUUGACACCGCGCCGUAUCCUGAAAUCGAGAAGUGGUUGCAUGCUAUCCAGAAGCGCCCAGCGGUCGCAAAGGGAGUCGACAUUCCUGUCAAGUUCGAGAUGAAGGGCAAGAUGAAGAGCGGCAAAGACGCGGAGGAGUUUGCAAAGCACCACAGCAAAUGGGUCAUGGAGGGUAUGAAGACGGACUCCUCGACGCAUAAGUGAUCGCUUUGUUCUUCGAGUCACUGCCACGGAUGGGUAUUAAAGGGGAACUGUGACUUCGUGGCUGACUUCUAGAAAACCCAUCGCAUUCAUUCCCCAAACGACAUUCAGGCAUCAAAUUCACUUUCCCGCUCCUUCCCAACUGAGCGCAGUCACAGCCUUGGCGCGUAGGUGGGGCUUGGGCUUCUCCUCCCCUCCCUUUUCUUCAGCCUAUCAACAUCCUCUCGAAUCUCAUCCCACACCCUCACCCAUUUUCCAUAACCUUUACGUUCAUCCAUACCUGCUCGCAUCCUCCAUCAAGCAUCGCAUCCUCCAUCAAGCAUCGCAUCCUCCAUCAAGCAUCGCAUCCUCCAUCAAGCAUCGC